Molecule: messenger RNA, 1752 nt
Organism: Pyricularia oryzae 70-15
Lineage: Eukaryota; Fungi; Ascomycota; Sordariomycetes; Magnaporthales; Pyriculariaceae
Exons: 1
Coding region: 581-1408 (275 amino acids)
Cellular component (GO): cytoplasm; nucleus
Molecular function (GO): ribonucleoside-diphosphate reductase inhibitor activity
Source: RefSeq, a predicted model, not a curated record
GAUUGCCCCUGCCCAGAUUCUCCCCAGCAACAGACGGACCCUCGUCUUUAGAAAAGUGCGAAACCAGGGAAAUUGAUUGCGUUAACCUAGGGGUCGCUCGAACACUUUUCUUUUAGAUUACAAGACACUCUCCACUCUCGCAACGUCUUUUUUCUGCACUAAUUUUGUUCAGCAUCGUCAUUCUCUUCCCUGUCAGUUUACCAGGAUAGCUCAGACCACUUUCUUUUAUCAGGUUUGGAUUGAGAAACCCCCGCCGCUUAUUACGCAAUAGCAAUCGUACCAGCAUAUUGGAAAAGCCCCUCGGAAUAGCGGCAACUUGGCCAACGCAUCACGCAUCUCAAGCUUGCCGUCUAUUGAAUAGCUGGAGAGUCGACAAAAAACAGACGACUGUUCUACUGCUUCUGCACCCGAUUAGUUUGUCGUACAGAAUACCCAGUACAGUCAAGUCUCUGGGGCUGUCUGUCACGCCAACGACACAUUCAUCAAGUGGCCGGGAAAGCAAAGCAGUGUUCUCGGCCGGCCCCGAUUGCUUCUUUUAAAUAGUUUCCAGCUCUACGAUCUCGGAAACCGGAGAAAAGCAAUGUCUACCCACCGCACCAAACGCCCCUUCGCCGGCGUGGCAUCCGACCCUGCCCAGCGCCAGAUCACAUCCUUCUUCUCGACCACCUCGUCGCCGUCACCAAGCGACGACGACAACAUCAGCGGCAGCGGAGGCCGUGCCUCGCAGCAUGCAACCGCACCCGUUCUGCCGGCUUCCAUCCAGUCGAGCCUGAUCAACGUCGGCAUGCGUGUCCGCAAGUCGGUCCCCGAGGGCUACAAGACGGGCAGCUAUGGCGGCUUCUCGCUGUGGUCGGACAAGCCCGCCAAGCAGGUGGCGACCACUGUCGACAUGAAGGCUGUGCCUGCCGCGAAGCCCACCUACGCGGGCGGCAACCGCGAACUGCUGCCUUUUUGCGGCAUCCACAGUGUCGGCGGGAUGGGCAGCCAGCCGGCAUUUGCCCCGGGAGCUUCUUCCGUUCCGGACUUGGAUGAUCUGCCAGGCUUGUCAAGCAGUCAAGAGUCAGUCGAGUCGAAUGAUCCGCUAGGGGCUACCGUGGUCAACUCCCGCAAGAGAGCCUAUGGAGACGAACGGGCCGACGAGGACGAAAGUCCUGAGCAGGCUGGCCUUCGCCUCUUCCGUCAACAGUUCCGAAAUGAUGGCGAGGUCAGCCCGCUGAGCCAGAACCCCGUGGGGUAUGGGAAUCCUCGCAUCAUGGCUGUGCCGCGCACUCGUCGGCAAGCUGGAGCUGGGGUGAAGAAUGGGGCCUUUAUGCAGGGCCAAGAGAACGUCAUCACGGCAAAAUCCGAUGACUUCCCAGAGGCUGAAUUUCUUGAGUAUACUUCGGACUUGGAGAUGGAUGUUGCUUAAGGCUUAACACAUGGUUUAUUUUUUCUUAUUGUAUGGGUUGGCUUUAGGCACAGAGGACGGAGACACUUUAGCAUGGCGUUACAAGGGAGCUCAGGUUUCAGGGUUCAACAUGAUCAUUGUACUAUUCGGAGCGGCACUGUUCAUGGAGGAUUAGGCUAGCAACCGGAAUCAUUCGCGUAAAAAACGAAAGCUUUUAAAGAGGGGUUCCUGUUACUUUUCCUAUCCCACAACCUACUUCAUAACCAGAUCUUGGCGUGAAGUCCUGUCCGUGCAGUCGUUGUCGCAAAAAAGGUUGUUUUUCCCCUCCCCCAAAAAUAGACGACCGGUUCGUGUGUAUCAACAUG